This is a messenger RNA of Candidozyma duobushaemuli, 3627 nucleotides long. RefSeq lists its product as uncharacterized. The record is from RefSeq and is a predicted model, not a curated record. The transcript has a single exon. Lineage: Eukaryota; Fungi; Ascomycota; Pichiomycetes; Serinales; Metschnikowiaceae. Bases 1 to 3627 code for a protein of 1208 amino acids.
AUGGUCUUAUACAAAAGAAAACAGGUCCAUUUCGUAAGGCCUCCCCCUGUGCCCAAGUAUCUCGAUACAGAAAUCUACAUCAUUCCCCAGACGAAAGAGUGGUUUUAUGAAUAUGACGACUACAUCAAAAGACUCGACUACUACCAUCGCCGAAAGUUUGUGUGUGAAAUCACCGGUAAUUCGUGUUUGACUUUCUUUGAAGCAUAUGAUUCGGAGAAUAAGGAGAUCAAGGACGUUGAACGCAACUUUCCAGAGGCCCUUCGAGAGCAUAUCCUAAGGUUCCUCCAGUUCAACAGAAUCUCUCGUUUGGACCAGCUCGUCGACAAAGUGUACCUGGUUUUCAAGAAUGAGUACUUCCCAGGUGAGGUUAUCUUCGUGAAAGUGCUCACAGGAAAGCCAGAAAACCCCGAAACUGGAGAAGCGCCUUCAGUGUCGUCCAGAAAGCAAAGAGGUACCAUCAGAGAGAAAGUUCAGUAUGCCAAUCCUGACGACACUAAAUACUUGGUCUCAAUUAUGACAGAUGGCAGCCAAAUCAUCGCCACGAACAAUCAAAUCUCCCGUGACAGAAACCACUUCACCAAGUGGUUGAUCAAGACUUUCGUGAAACUUUCUGUGACCCGCUCGCAUAAGGUUGGUGCCCCAUGGGUCGUGAAGCAGAAGUAUGCUAAAAAGUACCGUAUUCCACAAGAAUACCCCGAUGAUUUGAAGUCAUUUGCAUCUACUACACCUAGUGGCGAGAUUCUCUAUGAAGAGGACCUUACGAAACUUAAGUCACCUACACCCCAGCUGACUCCAGAAAUUGUCACAUCCAAGCUGAAGAAGGCACCAAAGAACAAGUCCUUGAAGAAGAAGGCUACUUUGAAUGCUGCUAAGGGCAUGGAACACAUCGAAUUGAUCACUGUUGAUGAGAUCAAGGAGCCUAAGCAGCUUGUCAAAGACGGACCUAGAAGAAGAUUUGCACCUUAUCAUAUUCCAGCAUUGGUCCGUAAGGAGCUCGACGAUCACGAGCUGCUUUCACUCUCUUCCAUCCAGCCGUCGAAGAAGACCAUGGUCAACGACCUCCAGCUCAGCUUCGAUGUGCAAAGUGCAAAACCCAUUCCUUCAGAGCUUCGUCUCCCAGAAAAUGCAGAGCAGCUUCAGAAAGAUGCAACCGAGCAUCUCAAUAAAGUUGUGGAGGAGGGACAGAGGGAGAUGGAUGACCAAAUGGACACCAAGGAGAAAAAUCCACAGCAGAUCCUUGUUGAACAAAGAGUCGAGUCCAUGAAGAAAGACCUUGCAGAAUUGUCUACCGGUAGUCUUCGUUUCGUUCAAGAGGCGCUUGAGUGUUGGGCUUUUCUCAACAUAUAUCAUCUGGUCUUCAAUCUAGAUACAUUCACUUUCGACGAUUUCCUUUGCGCUUUGAGCUGGAACUCUGAACAGCUUGAAGAACACGGACGCUGCGAGCUUUUGGACGAAAUCUGGUGUGCUGUACUUGGCGGCUUCAUGUCCAAUCAAAUACCUACCGGCAAGGAUGCAAACAGGGAUGACUCCGACUACCUGAACUUAUUCGGUCUACAGGUUACUCUUCCUCCGAAGACAUCGCUUCUUAGGCCACAGGUGAAGCAGGGUGACAUUGAUGUCGACGACGAUGAAGCCAGAGGCUCCGAUAGCGAAGACGGAGGCAGGACUUUGAAAAGUGAGGACGAGGCUUCUGACAAUGAAUCCGAAUCACCCAAGGCCAAGGGUAAACCCAAUAGUAAUGGAUCUGCUAAAAAGUCUGAUGGUGAGGAAGCAAAUGGGUCCAGCAGCGAGAAGGAAGAGGACGAAGAGGAUGAGAGUGAUGAAGAGGAAGAACCAACUGAUCACCUUGCGCAUCAAGUGAAGAACUACAGAAGCACAAAGUGGCAUGACAGACUCAGAAAGCGUAAUUUCAAGGACGGUAAUUGGCAAGUCAUUCUCCUCGGAGUCUUAUCGAUGGUCGAGUACAUCCCAGCAUACGAGGAAACUAUCAAAUCUGUUUACAGAACGCUUGCUCCGAUACUGAUCCAGCCGGCGAAUACUUCAACAGUUUUGAAUCAAUUUUACAGCUCGAUGAGUCUUGACUUGCGAAUCAAGACAUUGCACAUCUUGACCACGUUGUUGAUCAACGGAACGUUAGUCAGAAGCUACAUCGAUGACUGUCUUGAGCAAUCCACCUCCUUGAGGCGUACACGUCUUGAUGUUAUUCGUGAUUAUAGAGAUGCAUUGAGCACUGCAACCAAGGCUCACACCGCCAUUUUUGAGAAACUCUUUGAGGCUUUCGACAAUAACAACAAUCCCGAUUUAUGGUCAGGAUUCAACAGAAAGAAGCCAAGAUUCCACACAAAGGGUUACACUCUAACUGAGUAUGAGCAGUCUUUAUAUGACACUGACGAAGAGUUCAAGAGUACUUGGCAGCAAAGAGAUGAAUACAUCGAGAAAAUCAAGACUUUGAAAGAGGACUUGAAGAAGGUCGAAACUCGUCUCACCGAGAUCGACUGUCAAAGGGUGCGUCUCCUCGGAAAGGAUAGACAUUUCAACAGGUAUUGGUGGUUUGAAAACAAUGGUUUACCAAACCUUCAUUUCUCCAGUGGCAUGGAUGAAGAAGAAGAUGGAGAUCACGCAGACGCUGACGAUUAUGAAGUUGAUGAGAAGGAAGAAGUACAGGAGGAGACUUAUCUUAUGGGAAGAUUGUGGAUUCAGGGACCAAGCGUUGCUGAUGUGACUCUUAAUCUUUUGCUGACCCCUAAUGAUAUGAAAACCAUUGCGGAGAACAUUGUGGACGAUAAAGGCCACUUAAAGAAGGAGGAGCUUAAAGACGAACCAGAAGGUAUUGAAGUACACGACUUCCAGGAUGGAGGCGCCCCAGUCAAGGUCAUGAACUUUUCGAAGCUUCCUUCGAGCUACAGGGAAUUGAGUGCCAAGUUUGGUGUUGAGUUUGAUCAAAGUGAAAUAAAGGUAAACGGAACACCAGUUAUUGACCGGUUGGGUGCGCUUCCAGAGACACAAGACGCCAGCGAUUUGGAUCCUAUGCAUAGGAAAUUGAUCGAAGAAGCGCCAUGCCCUCUCACAGCAGGCGUCGACUGGAGAUACUAUGAUGAUGAAGAAAGCAUUGACAAGUUAAUAAGUUGGCUCAAUCCUUGGGGUGUUCGCGAGUCAAGCUUGAAAAAGGAACUAGUAAGAGUCAAGGAUGCACUUCUCACAAGUAUUGCAGCACGCAGAAAGGCGCUUUGGUUGGAUGGUGUACCCAAGAAUGAGAGCGAAGAUAUAAACACUCAAAUUGGGGAAGUCGAAACCAGAAUCGAUCAGUUGAAGGAUGGAAACCUAAUUGAUAAGUCUGAUUUUGAAGAUGAGUUGGUCAACGGUACUAAGAAGCGUACGAACAGGCAAUCCUCAGGUCGCCCAAGCAAGCGUCAGAAGUCACCAGAAGAAACAAUCAAAUCUGGCUCGAUAGAGGAGCUCAACGAACUUCACGCCAAAUUGAUUCACGACAAGCAAAACAAGAAAACAGAAAACCAAGUCACGAGAGUGCUUGAAUGGGUCAAUUCAAAGGCUAACGACGCCUUUGACAAGACGCUCUACGAAGGCGGUGACAAGGCUAAGCCUAAGCCUAAAAAAUCACGCAAGUAA